UCCUACGUAAUGGCGCAUGCUCGGAAAGAUCAUGCGUUUGAGUGGGUGCGUGUAAUUUGUUUUCUCUUUUGAAUAUCGAAACAGCAAGAAUGGAUGAAGAAGAGAGAAAAAGCAAACUGGAAGCCGGGAAAGCUCAGCUUCUGAAGUUCCAGAAGAAGAGGGCCAAGGGAACUAAGAAGAAGAAACAAACAGUAAAAACGUCCGGAAAAGAAGAUGAACUUGGCGCCUUAGAGCCGGCAUCUGUGACUGAGGAUUCCUUGAGCGUGGCCACUCCAUUAUGUGGACCUGAUACGGGACAUCACACUCCUGGAAACGUGUCACCAUUACCGUUUGAUUCGGAGGUGAGCAUAGCCGCUGGAGCAAGAGAAAUAUUGGCUCAGCAGACAGACGACUUUGAAGACUUGCUGCAGGAGGCUGAACCGUCGUUAGUGUCUGGUAUCUCACAAUGUAGCUUAUCUCCUAGUAAAGGAACUCAUGAGCUGAUGACUGAGGGAACAAUGGAUCUCGGUGGCAUGCCAGACAACAAGACUGAUGGUGGUGACAGGUCGUGGGUCAAUCGACAGUUAAGUGAAUUACAGAGUGAGAACGACGAAUUGAGAUUGUCGCAACUACAACUAAUGGAGGGCAAGGACAGGGAGAUCGUCAAGCUUAAAGAACAGGUGGAGUUUCUUCGUAGUCAACGUGAUUCUGCUCAGGAACAGGGCAUGCAGAUUGCCAGACAGCAACUGCAGUCGCUUGAAUCAGAGUUGACAGAGAAAACUUCUCAACUUGAACUUCUGCAGACAGAAUUAGAUGAAUUAGGGCAACAGAAUAAGGCGCUAGUAGAACAAAAGGCAAGUGUAGGUGCUACAGGUGCAAGCUGGUUACAGCAAGCACUUGAUGAUUCUCAGCAACAACUGCGAGAAGCACAAGAAGAACUGACGCAAUCUUAUGAAACAAAUAAGAUGUUGCAAGCAAAAUGGGGAGAGCAACGGUCAGCACUUGAACUUACUUACUCACAACAAAUGCAGCAAUUACAAGUAGCUUACCAGUCCAAUCAGGAGCAACUUAAACAAGCUUUUGAAUCUCAGUUACAGCAAUUUCAAGCAAAACUAUUAACAGCAGAGUCACUUGAAACAGAAAUUUCUCGUGUGAAUGGUGAAUUAGCUCAAAUCAAGAACGAAAUGGCAUCUAAACUGUCUGAAAAAGAGAGAGAAAUGAGUCAGUGGUAUGAACGUCAAUUGGCUGAUUACAAGAUGGAAUUGGAUGAGUUGAGAGUGAGGAUGCAAGAUCAAAAUCCUGUUGCUGCAGUGCAACAAAGCAAGAUAGAGGCACUUCAGUUAAAGCACGUAGCUGAAGUGCAGGAGCUGAUAGUUAAACACAAUGGAGAGUUAGAAGAGGUAGAGAACAUGUGGAAAGAAAAGCUCGAGAAGGAAAAAGUGGAAUUGAAGUCUCAAUUAGACAUAGCAUAUGCUCAACAGAUGGAGCACUACAAAUCUAUGGUGGAACAAGAUGUAAACAAGAAAGUCCAAGAUUUGUGCGUUCAAUUUCAGCAGAAGCUUGCUGAUCUACAAAGUGAAAAUGAACAGUACAAAGAACAAUUGAUGGCUCAAACAGCCACAAACAAUCGUUUGAUUGAACAGAAUAAGACUCUGAGUGGCUCAGUCCAGGCAAUGAGUAAUGAGUAUACAGACAUGGAAGAGAAACUGCAAAUAACCAAAGAACAACUAAAUGAUAUAGAAUCAGAGAAAGAAGAACUGAAUGUUCGUUUCGGUGAACUGUCAGAAGAGAUGAAGGAUUUGUCAGAAUUGAGAAAGAGUUAUGAAAUGUUGGAAGAGAAAAGGACAAAGGACAGUGAUUUCAUGAAGAGUUUGGAGGAUCAACUGCAGGAUUUGGGUUAUCACAAGGAGAUGCUCCAAACAGAGCUGAAUGAUCUGAAGUCAACUUUUGAACUGGAGUGUGAAAAGGCAAGACAGAUUCCUAUGUUGGAAGAUGAGAUUGCUACAUUGAAGAAUGACAAAGAUGAUGCCAUGAAACAAAGCGUGUUGGUGAGACAGGAGUCGACUGAGAGACUGAAGAGUCUGAAGGAACAACAUAGUAGAGAGAUCGAUCAUCUAAGACAGACAAUGGAAAACCAAGAACAAGUUCAUGUUGAGAUGAAACGACGAGAAGAAGGUCAGAGGCGUGCUGAUCUGGAGCAAGUGAAAGAAGAAUAUAUGGCAAAAAUAGAGCAAGCGGUGGCAGCAAAAGAGACAGAAAUGCAAAGAGAAUUCAUUGAACAAAUGCAAGAGGUAAGAAAUGAAUUAGAAUGUCAGCACAGCAAAAAUAUUGAAAGUUGGAAACAAAGGUGUGAAACAGCUGAACAUCAAGCUACUAGUCUUCAAAACACUUCACAACAGGAACGACAAAUGGCUGAAGAAUUGGAGUCACCACAUCAAAAGUCAGAUUUACAGCGUCUUCAAGUAGAUUGUGAGGAGCUGGAAAAAGCUAGGGAGUUGUUGCUAAAACAGAAUGAGUGGCAGAAGAGGCAAAAUGAGACUUUGCAGCGAGACAAGGCUGAGUUAUCCCGAUCAAAUGAAAGGCUAAAAGAUGAAAAUCAAGACCUUUGUAGGCAACUACAGGAAAAAGAAGAGGAGAGCAGAGACUUUGCCAGAAAAAGAGCAGAUCUGGAAGGGCAGAGGGGACAUGAUGAUGACAUGAGAGAGUCUAUGAAUGAAAGGAUGAAGCAGAUUGAGGCAGAGAAGAGAAGGUUAAAUGAGCAGCUGUCCACUCAAAGGGAGGUUACUAAGAAAGUUGAAGGUGAACUAGAAGAAGUGAAACAAAUGUUGGGUGAAGAGAAAGCUGGGUAUGAUGAGAGUAUUAGGCAACUGAGAAAACAGCUGAUGGAGAAACGAGAAGAUGAGGAACAGCAGAGAGCAGGCAUUGAAUUGGAGCUCAGAGCUGAAUGGAACGAAUCUCAAAGACAAAAAGAGAUCAAACUGAAUACACUUGAAAGAGAAAACAGUGCUCUUCAGCAACUGUUGAGCGACACACAACUUCAGCUGAAAUUGUCACAAGAAGUAGUGGAGCAACUCAAAAGUGACCUGACAGAUGUAAAUUUGGUUAGGGCAGGGCUGGAACAGGAAACUGAGGAGCAGAAGAAAGCAUUGGAGGAUUUGCGCGAUGAACUGUUGACACACACUCAGGUAUCUGAAGAGUUGCAGAGGUCAUUUGGGAAAGAGCUGAUUUCUGUGAAGCAGCAGAGGGACUCAUUGCGAGAUAAGCUGGCAUCUCUUCAAGUAGAGAGCCAGACUUAUGCAUCGGUGGUGUUUGAAAAGGAACGUUUAGAGAAAGCGCUGAGUGAUUAUCGGGGACAGCUAUCUGUAAGGCAGCAGGAGCAUGAUUCAUUAGAGCAAGACUUAGCUCGAGAAAAAGCUGCUUUGCAGCUGCAACUGAUUGAGAAAGAGAAGCUUGAGCAACUGAUAAAUUCAAAGGUGUCUUUGGAGAAACAGCUGGGUGACCAGAAAGUGCAGUUAGAAUCUGAACUUCAAGCAAUAGAGAGAGAACUGCAAACAAAGAAUGAGGAAUUCGAAAGAGAUAAGGCAGCAUUUGGAAAAGCUCUUGAUGAGAAGGAGCACAGUGUGCAUAGCAUUAGAGAAGCCAUGAGAGAACAAGAGGAAGAAGCUAGUAGGCGGGAAAAUAGUAUCAAAGGUGAUCACCAGCUUGAACUGUCUGAACUGGAAAGAACGCUUGAUAGUCAACACCAACUGCACUUAUCUGAACUUGAGAAGAACUUAGAGGCUCAACGAGUAGCUGACUUAGAAUCAGCAGAGAAAGACUGGAGACAGUGCCAUGACCAGCAACUAGAUGAGCUCGAAAGAAAUCAUCAACACAAUGUAGAGGAAAUACAAUCUGAACAUCAGAGAAAGGUGGAUGAGCUGAAGGCCGAGUUGAAUUCCCAGAUGAUAUCCAGGGAGAAGUUGAUUCGAGAGGAGAUUGAUCAGCGACGAAUGCAAGAAAUAGCAACAGUCAAGGACGUUCAUGAAAGACAAACAGCUCGCUUGAUUGAGGAUAGGUUACUGCAACAGGCAGCUAGACAUCAACGAGAAAUAGAGAUGGUCAGGGAGGAGGCCAAAAAGGAAUUUAUGAAGAAAUUGGAAGAUGCUCGAACAGAAUUAGAACAUGCCCAUCAGACAGAGAUUGACAUUCUGACUGAAGGCUACAGUGAGGAUCAAACACAGCAAUUACACUUACUAAGAGAGCAGCUGCAGGAAAAAUAUCAGCGUCAGUUGACAGAGGUAACUGAACAACAACAACUUGAGUGGGGAGAGAGAGAAGAGAAACUUAGGAUACAAUAUGAAGGAGAAAGAAAGUUGAUGUCUCAGCAAGAGAGUUUACAGUGGGAGAAAACAGUGGAUGAAGUGAAAAAAAGAUACAGUGAGGAGAUCAGCAGGCUUGAACUAAGCAUAAGAGACAUGGCAGAUGAGCAUCAGAUGCAAUUUGAGGAACUGAAGCUUAAACAUGGAGAAGAAAAGACAGAGAUGUGUCAUUUGUUGCAAGAACAGCACAGUGAGGCGUUUGAAGAGUUGAAGAACUCUUUAGAAAAACGAUAUCAUGAGGAUUUAGAGUCCAAGGAAUCUGAAAUGACACUGAAAUGUCAACUGGAGACAGAGACUUUGAGGGUAAAACUGAAUGAUGAACACAAUGAAGAAAUGCGUAAUAUGAGGCAUGAAUGCGAAGAGCAGAAGCAGCUUGCAAUUGAAGAGCUGCAAACUGACAUGGAAAACAAGAUGCUGAAGGAAAUAAAAGCUCUUCAGGAAAUGCACUUGCAAGAUGUAGAGACACAACAGGUCAGGCAUGACGAAGAGCUGAGGCAAAAAACAGAAAAGUUUAGUGAGCUACUGAAGAAGGAGAAGGAGAAAUUUACUUCUGCCCAACAUCAAUUUGAGUCUCAGCAGAGGCAAGCUGGUGAAGACACAACUUUGGAGGUCGAUCAACUCCAAUCACGGUUGUUGGAGUUGGAAAGGAAACACAAACAGGAGAAAGAGGACAUUAAACACUUGCAUGCUGAUGAACUAACUCAAAUGGAGGAGAAAUUUACUGAGAAGAUUGCUAAACUUCACACUUCCGUGGAGAGUAGGAUUGCAAAUGAGAAGUCCAGACACAUUGACGAGCUUCAAGAGAGUGUGUCUGAGACAGAAGCUCGUUACCAACAUCUAAAGCUACAAUUGGAGAGUGAGUUUGAAGAAUCAAAAAUGAUGUUGAUGAAACAGCACAGUGGUGAACUAUUGUCACUGGAGAUGAGGCUGAGACAGGAGUCUCAAGUGCAAUUGGAUGAAAUGAAAUCGAGAUUGGCAAAUGAGCACAGACAGACAAUACAGGAGAUGGAGAGUCAGUUUGAGAAGGAAAUGGAAGCAAUGAGAGUAGGUCAAGAUCAAGAAUGGAAGAGACUGAAGGAAGAAUUGGAGAACCAGCAUAAGCAAACUGUUGAAAAAAGAUUGAAUGAAAUGACUCAGUUACAUCAGUGUGAUCUUGCUUCACUUAGAGAGCAGGCUGAUGAAGAGAAGCAAAAAGUCAUUGAUGAAACAAAUGACCGUGUAGCAUCAGUUGUAUCUCAGCUAACAAUGUCUCAUGCUUUGGAAUUUGAGCAGAUGAAAUCACAGCAUUCAUGUGAGACACAAGGUAUGCAGACAGAGCUUCAGUCAGAAUUUGAUUCAAGACUUGCUUUGCUAGAAACAGAUCUAAGACAGAAAACUGAAAAUAGUAUCUUGCAACUUGAAGUUGAACUGAAAGGCAUAACACAACGUCUAAGUGAAACUGAAAUAUCUUUGCAUACUGAGACUGAAGAGAAAGCUCAUAUGAAGGAGCUGUUUGAUGAAACUUUGAGUGAAAUGGAAAGAGAAAAUGAUAUACUGAAAGCAAGACUAGAAGAACAGAAAGAUGUUUUGAAAAGUGAAUAUAACUUGAAACUGCAGGAAUCUGAGGAGAUGGUGAAGGAGGCUGAGAAAAAUGCUUAUCACAAGUUGCAUGAAGAGCAAGAGGCAGAGACACAGAGAUUGCUUCAAGAACAGAAGAAUGAGCUGUCUUCACUUCACAUGGAAAAGUUCAAAGCUGUGACUGAUCAGCUGGUAAAAGAGCAAGAACAAGAACUGGAGAAAGUUCGCCUUGAAUGUGAGAGACAAAUGCUAGAGGAGUUGAAUCGAGUUCGUUUGGAGAGUGAAAGAGGGAGGCUGCAAGAGCUUGAAAAAGUUCACAUAGAACACAUAAGAGAAAAGGAAGAUGCACUCGAAAAACAGCAGCAGAGAGAAGAAAUUAAGGUAGUGCAAAUGGAAGAGAGUCUUACUCAGCAAUUCCAAGAAGAAAAGCAAGCUCUAGAGGCUGAGUUUAGCCAUCAGUUUGAAAUCGAAAAACAAGCUUUUUCUGAAACAAAUGAAAAUCUUGCAGCUGAACUGGAUAAGCAAGCAAUUGAAUUUGAACAGCAGAAGAGAAUAGAAAUGGAGAUGUUAAAACAAAAGCUUGAAGAGAGUCAUGCUCAGGAUCUAGCUACCAUUCGUGAGGAAUGGGACAGGGAGGCUCAACAGAUGGUAGACAAGAAAUCGUUUGAGUUACACUCGCAACACAGAGGGCAGAUUGAUAAACUGCUAAGUGAGUUUGAACGGGAUCUUCAGCAGGCUAAAGCUGAGACUGAUGACAAGUAUGAACAGAGACUGAGUCAUUUACGUGAGGAAAGAGAGCAAACUGAGCUGUCGAAGAUUGCUACUGUUGAAGAGAAAAUGAAAGCAGAGAUAUUCCUUUUGCAGAACAAGAUUCAGGAAAAGCAGACGGAGUUGGAGGUGAGAGUGUCAAGAUAUGCCAAUGAGAAAGCCGAAUGGGAGUUGAGUAAACAGAGAGAGCUAGGUGUGCUGGAAAAUCAGUUGAGAAGUCAGUUGAGAGAAGAGCAGACACGGCUAGAUGUUGCUUUUGAUGAGAAGCAGAAGUUGGAACAUCAAAUACAAAAUAUGAUGAAAGUCUCACAGGCUGAAAAGCAACAGCUGAUGGUGAAACUAGAAGGCUGUGUAUCUAGAAUUGAAGAGUUGGAAUCAGAGGUGACUGAAUUGAAGAGACAAUCAGUUGAUGCUCACAGUGAACUUGAGGAAAACACAGAAUACUAUGAAAAGCGUCUUAUGGAGAAAGAGAGAGAACGAGAAACUUACAUUAAUCGUGCACUGCUUGUGGAAGAAGACAACAACUGUCUUAACAACACAGGCGAACGGCUGAGAGCAGCAAAUCAACAACUUGUAGAUACACUUUCUCAUCAAGUAGCUGUUGCUCUUGAACUGGAGCAGGUGAUCAACAACAGCAUUGAUUUAUUGCUUGCACAUGAGGAAUCUACUGCUCUUAGUGUUCAUGUCGAUAGACCACACUUAGAUGGCAGCAGUGAAGCUGGAGAGAGUCUUUCUGAUGACAGUGUUAGUAGUAUAGAUGAGUCUUUAGUAUUGCAAUCUACAGUUGUUGCUGAUGGUGUUGCUGCCACAGCCACGCCUGCCUUUUCUAGUACUCAGACAAGUCCAAUUGAAGCCAACAGCUCUCAGAAAAGACCAUUUUCUUUGACAGCAUCAGCACAGACAGAUGAAGGAGUGUGUGACAACUCACGUUUAAGUCUUAGUGCUAUCAGUGAUUCUUUUCUUGUCAGCACAGUGACUGAAGCCGAUAGAACUCUGUUGGAUUCCACUGUUGCUGAGUCAAUCAGUGAGAUCACUCGUGUUACUGAUAUUAGAGUCAGCGAAGCUGCUGACGUUGUUGCCAGACUUCAAGCAUCUGUCAAGCGGUUAAUUGACGUUGUGACACAAGUGAAAGUCAAACUGGAAGAUGUCAGUAAAACAGUGACAAAGCCUAGUGCAGAGAAAGCCACAGUUGUUGCUUCACAUGAGCAAGAUAUAACAACACUGAUAGCAGAGAAUGCAAAGCUUUUGGAUGAAAUAAAAGCUUACCAAUGUGAGAGCACAAGUCAUUGCAUUGAAUUGGGUGAGAUGAGAGCUGAAGUUCAACGUAUUGUAGCUGAGAAUGAGAAUAUGUUCAAUAAGUGUCAACAAACUGAACAUGAUAGAAAUGUUGCUGAAGAAGAAAGAGAUCAGGCUCAGGGUCUUCUUCAUCAAGUGGAAGAAGUGCGUCGACAACUAACUAGUGAAAUGGAAUGCUUGGUCAAAAAGUCAAAAAUGGUAGAAUUGAAGCAACAGCAGUUGGAUGAAGAAAGGCAGUCUCUUAUGGACAGAGUGGCUGAAUUAGAAGAAGAGAUCAGUGCAGUGAAGCAGCAAAAUGACGUUCUUUGUAACCGUCUUGCAGUGAUGGAGAAUGAGGAGCAUGAAAGAGAGACGCCAUCUGAUAGGCUUCACAUGGAGCAAGAACUGGAAGAGAAAGAGCUUAUUAUUUCUCAACUUCAGCAAAGCCAGACUGAACUGACUGGAACCAUUGAACGGCUGAGUGUUCGUUGUGAAGAAGAGUGUCAUGCUGCUCGUUCUGUGCAGUCCAAACUUGAUGAAGUUGAGACCUACGCAGCUGAGCUUGAGGUUGGAAAGGCUUCACUUGAAAAGAAAUUGGCAGAUCUACAGACAGAAGACUAUGGACAACUUAGAAGUGAGCUGAAGAGAUUGCAGCAACAAUUUGACUGUGUAGGGAUGACCAUAGCAACUCUGGAACACGAUAAGCAACAAUUAGAGCAGCAGUUGGUAACAAAAGAGGAACAACUACGUGAAAUGGUGACACAGAAGCAGAACGAGGAGUUAGUUGUGAAGGAAAAUGAUCAAACAACAAAAGCUGAAUUGGAGGUUAGAGAACUGCGAGUGCAACUUAGAAACACUGAAAGAGACAGAGAUGAAGCAUACCGACUGCUAGAGGGGCAGAAAAGUGGCAAACUGUCUUUUGAAGAAAUUGUUGGUAUGGUCAAGAUACAUAGUUUGACAUCUCGAGUAUCUCCAACUGAAGACCAGGACUUUACUGAAGAAGGUGUGAGUAAAAAGGCAGAGCAGUGGCAAGAACAAAGUCCCUGGCAAGACAAUUCGAGACUCAAAGAAGAAAACAGUCAGUUGAAAUUGGAGAUUGAAAGGCUACAAGAUCACUUGAAACAGAUUUUAGCUGAAAAAGCUCGACUUGAGUAUGAGCAACCAAGGCAGCUAAGGUUGCUUGAACUUCAAGUGCAGGCUAAGAGUGUGGGAGUGCUGAGGGAAAGACAGCGAUGGCAAAGAGAAAUAGUGAAGUCUAAGAAACUGCAACAACCGGUAAUUGAUGCAAUGUUAGAGUCACACAAAAUUGAUGAGACUACUGAAGAAUACUUGACAAGAGCUAUAGCAAACCUAGAUGAAGAAAGGAUAACAGUACAGAGGGCAUUGCCUGCAGACAUUGCUGAAGAAUUCUUAGAAGAAGAUCUGGAUGCUAAGAACAGAGAAGUAGAUGAGUUAAAAGAGGAGCAGCAGCAACAAAUGCAGGUGAUAAUUAGUGACUAUGAGCGACAGAUUGGAGAGAAAGAUGAAUCGGUGAGAGAAUUAGAGGCAGAGAAGACAAUUCUGUCCAAUGAAUUAGAGCAGACACAAACUAAACUUCAAGAGUUGAAGUCACAGCUGGUGAAUCAAAUAGGAAGACAAACCAUGGAGUCAAAUCAAGACUUUUCCAUUGCUGUAACAAAUGAAAAUAAUAGACUGAAAGACCAGUUGGAGACAGUUGAGGAACAGCUAGUUGUGACUCAACAGCAACUUGCACUAAAAGAAAAUGAAGUAAUUGACCUGGAACGAAGAGAAAGGGAGGUGAAAGAGCAGUUGGAAGACAAGCAGCAUGUUGCUGAAGGUCUGUCUGCUACUGUAGAUCAGCUGGAUUUGGCUCUAGUUGAGAAAAACUUUCUUGUAAGUGAAAAGGAAGAACAUCUACGAGUUUGGGCAUCUCGUGAGAUUGUGUAUCAGAGACAGAUUGCUUUGCUGACAGAGAAACAAGCAGCACCGGUUCUAAUUACUUCAGAUGUUGGUGUAAUGACAGAAUGGAAUGAUCAUGGUGAGAAGACAAGAAUGGGCGAGCAGCUGACUGAGCUGGAACGUUUAUUAGGAGAGGCAAGGCUUCAUGCUACAGAGUUGGAACAACAGGUACACGAAUCAGUUGAGAAAUGUACAUUGGCAGAACAGCGUGCUGAGCAGAUGGAGAGCCAAGUUAAACUGGUUUUGGCAGAAAGCGACUUGUUGAGGGAGAAUGUUGAAGAAUUGAGGCAGAGCCAGGCAAGACAAGAGGAUACAGAAGCAGUCAAGGAGGAAUUGGAAGAACUCUAUUCUAAGCUUUCAGUAGCUGAAGAACGUCUCUUGGAACAAGAAAGCGAGCACAGUGACGAAGUGGAAAUUCUCAACGCCAACUUAGCUGAGAAAAGUCGUAUCAUCGCUCAGCUACAUAGCAGAGUCAAACAACUUAUUGCUGCUAUUGAAAGGAGAAGUGUUGAGUUGAGGCAGGCAGAACAGCAAAUCUCUGACUUCAAAACAAGGGCAGAAACACUAGAGCAGCGCCUACAUUCGGUGACAAGAGAGUCAUCCUCUUCACAGACUGAUCCAGAUAUGAUUCAAGAUGAAGGUGAGAACACGUACGAGAGUGAUAGCAUGCUGGAAAGAUGUAGAAAGCAAGUGUCUCGUUGUGAACGCUUGGAUGGUUAUCUUGUGGAACUGCUAAGUCUUGCUAAUUGGAGUAAAGCCACCGAUACUUCAGGAAGUGAACAACAGCAGAGUGAAGAAAUUGGACACGCUUUAGAGAGGCUUCAUACGACUGCAGUAGACUUGCUGGGUUUGUCAGAGGCACAAAAAGAUAGAGUGAAGGCUGAUCAGUCGUCGCUUGAAAAUGAAAUCCAUCAAGUGUACAAACUUCUUCAAACUGUUCGAUCAGAAGCUUACGCACAUACGGCACAAGUGCUUCGUGAUAUUCAGGCGACGUGGCAGCGCAGUCGAAACAACCUUAGUGAAGACGGUCGAGAGGUUAUUGAUACAGUACAGAAGGCGUUGCAACUUGACCGGUCUCAUUCAUUGCAAAGUGUUGCUGAAAUGACGGCUGCAGUGGAUGCAAUGAGAGACAUGCUGACAAAUACGUCUGACAGUAUGGACGGCAAAGCAGAGAGAAGAAUUGGUGCAUUUCAAGCGCAGCUGCAUGAGCAGCAGCAAGCUGCAGAGGCAGUCAGGUCUGCGUUAAAAGCGGAGCAGAUAAAGACAGAAGCUCUUGAAAGAGAUUGUCAACAGAAGGAGAAAGUGUUGAAUGAAAUGAGAAAGGAACUUGAAAUGAAGCAAACGUCUGUGGAAGCAAUGCAAUCUACUCUUAGAGAAGAGAAAGAGCGGUGUGAUCAUUGGCAACGUGAAGUGGCAAAUGAACAAGAGAGACUGCACGACGUUUCUGUAGCUUUACAAAGGGAGUGUGAGGCGAACGGGCAGUUGACUGCUUUGUUAGCUACUGAACGGUCAAUGAAGACAACGGCAGAGGCAGAUCUUCAGUUCCAGAAAGCUGAAACGGACCAGACGGCAUCUAAGUUGAGUGAAUCAAACGAAAUGGUGAAGAGAUUGAAAAAACGAUUGCAUGGAGCAAAACAAGAAAGCGACAGACAACUGAGUGACUCUAAUGGCGUCGUUGAAAGGAUGAAACACAAAUUAAAGGAAUUGGCGAGUGCCAAAGGUGAAUUAGAAAGAAGAAGUAACCGACAACAGUCGGAGCUUGGAGAAACACAAGAAAGAGUGCGAGAGUUGAUGGAAGACCUAGACAAAAGGCGUGAGAACAUCCGACGCCUCGAGGCUGAGCUUCAAGAAAUAAAGGACACCGUGAGUGAGAUGAAACGCUUGGAGAAACAAGGCAGUGCUGAAAGACAAGAAGAGAGGCAAGCAGAUGUCGCUAGAGAGUUGGAGCGUGAAGAACGAGAGCGAUUGAAAGAAGAAGAAAGAGAAAUGGAACGAGCCAUGGAACGAACACGAGAAAGACAGAGAGAAGUGGAACGCGAAAGGGAAGCUGAAAGGGAAGAGCAAAGACGCACAGAAAAACAAUCAGAGACGCAAAUGAGACAGCAAGAGAAGUCGGAAUGGCUGAAACGAGAAGCUGAGUUGUCCCAGAAACUUCUUGACUUAGAACAUCGUUUCAAAAAGAAGAGCUCACCCGUUGCGGAUGAAGCAACUCGGCGGGUGUUGCUAGACAUGCGGGGUACAAUUCAGAAACUUACCAAAGAGAAGGCUGAACUUAGACAAACUUUGUUGACGUUGGAGGAGGCCGUUGAUUCGUACAGGAGAAGGGAGAACGAAAGAGUGGAAGUGGAGAUGGAUGAAAGGGAAAUUGCAUGGGGGAGAGAUAAAGCAGAGCUCGAGCUUGCGGUGAAAACCAAAGAGGAAGACAGAAAAUGGUGGAAAGAGGAAACAAUUAACAGUUAUAAAGAAGCUCGUUGUUACUAUGAUUUCUUUAUUCGCUCUGAAGGAUUCCGCAAAUCACUCGCAUUUCAGAAGCGAUUUCUUCUCGUCCGUCUCGGUGGCUUUCAGGAUUGUGAACGAGCUGCUCUUUCUCUUCUGUCGGACGUGAGUACUGUUGGCGAUACCAAUCGCCGCCAACGGUUUCGGCAUCCAGGAUUUAGGCUGAGAAAAGCGAUUGUUGCUGUGGUUGCAGUCACUCGUCUUCGUCUCCUAGCUGGCAAAUGGAGUCACUUUGGAUAUCCGGAGUCAAAAGAAAUACUUCGGCAACAUCCUGCUUAUAGACCUGGACGAGGGCGAAGAAUGACAGAUGAUGUUCUAGGGACCAAGGCGACUAGCGCUGAUACAGGGUUCUCACACUCUUCCCGUACUCCUGGGAGUACCAGUACACGUGCUGGUCAUAUGUCACGCCUUCGUCAUUAUCCGGUGGUAUUUCAGCCACCUGAAAGAGGAAUUCAAGACUCAUUGCCAUUUUUGACAACUGCAUCUGCCACCACAGAUGCUCGUAGAGCAUCAAGUGACCCAUCUCGGGAUGUACGUUGUGAUUCUGCUACCAAGUCAUUGAACACGUGGAAUGGUGAUAGACAAGAUCAAGAUGGGUCGCAGCAGCAAAGGCAGCAUUUAGCCGUACAAUCUGAUUCUGCCCUGGAAGCUUACAUCCAGAGGUUGGAUGAUCUGAGGGAUAGAAUAUCGUCUAGAACUAGAGGUCAUGGUAACAAGUAUUACUGAUGGCUGUGAAGAGUGAUCUUAUUUUCGUAUAUCUAUUCAAACUUCUCAUUAACGCGUGGCGCUUAGUAGUGUAUGCGAUCUGCAAUAGCUGCUUUACUGACCUCAUUACAAACUGAGUGCAUAGAUGUAAAUUUAUGCUAUGCAUGCAUAUGAAAACUGCAGUACGUUUAGUGGUGCUGAAUAAGUCACAAAUCCGUAAGAGCUAUUCAUCUGGAGGCUUGUAAUACAAUUAUGCAAUCUAUCUAA
Corticium candelabrum is the source of this 13364-nucleotide messenger RNA. Its product is annotated as A-kinase anchor protein 9-like. Gene Ontology annotation, biological process: signal transduction. Gene Ontology annotation, molecular function: molecular adaptor activity. The record is from RefSeq and is a predicted model, not a curated record. Bases 90 to 13118 code for a protein of 4342 amino acids. NCBI's taxonomy places the organism in Eukaryota, Metazoa, Porifera, Homoscleromorpha, Homosclerophorida, Plakinidae. The transcript has 18 exons.